Messenger RNA from Myotis daubentonii (Daubenton's bat), 1680 nucleotides. It is a transcript of the gene OPRM1, whose product is annotated as opioid receptor mu 1. NCBI's taxonomy places the organism in Eukaryota, Metazoa, Chordata, Mammalia, Chiroptera, Vespertilionidae. Gene Ontology annotation, molecular function: neuropeptide binding; beta-endorphin receptor activity; morphine receptor activity. The record is from RefSeq and is a predicted model, not a curated record. Gene Ontology annotation, cellular component: neuron projection; plasma membrane. Gene Ontology annotation, biological process: sensory perception of pain; G protein-coupled opioid receptor signaling pathway; neuropeptide signaling pathway.
AUGUGUUUGACGCAGCGAGUGCCGAGUGGGGAGAACAACUCCUUGGAUCGCUUGGCGCAAAAUCCAUCCCUUCUCUCCCCUCUUUCUCCUCCAGCCUCUGGAUCCCGCACUGCCCUCCCUCCCCUCCUCCAGCGGUGUGGGGCCGCCAGGGCUGGGCUCUGUAAGAAAUCACAGGAGCACUGGCAGCGGCUGGAGGAAGCUGCUAAGGCGCGCGCAGCUCCUAAAAGUGCCUGUGCUCGCGCGGUGAACCUCCCAACGUGGUCCCAGCCGGCGGUCAGCACCAUGGACAGCGGCGCCGUCCCCAGGAACCCCGGCAACUGCUCUGACCCCUUCGCGCACUCUGCAAGUUGCGCCCCAGCAGCACCGAACCCGGGUUCCUGGGUCAACUUCUCCCACAUGGAUGGCAACCUGUCCGACCCCUGCGGUCCGAACCGCACGGCGCUGAGCGGGAGCGACAGCCUGUGCCCUCCGACCAGCAGCCCUUCCACGAUCACGGCCGUCACCAUCAUGGCCCUCUACUCCAUCGUGUGCGUGGUGGGUCUCUUCGGAAACUUCCUGGUCAUGUAUGUGAUUGUCAGAUACACCAAAAUGAAGACGGCCACCAACAUCUACAUCUUUAACCUUGCUCUGGCCGAUGCCUUGGCGACCAGUACCCUGCCAUUCCAGAGUGUCAAUUACCUCAUGGGAACAUGGCCAUUUGGAACCGUCCUCUGCAAGAUCGUGAUCUCCAUAGACUACUAUAACAUGUUCACCAGCAUAUUCACGCUCUGUACCAUGAGCGUGGACCGCUACAUCGCCGUCUGCCAUCCGGUCAAGGCCCUGGAUUUCCGUACUCCCCGCAACGCCAAAAUCAUCAACGUCUGCAACUGGGUCCUGUCCUCAGCCAUCGGCCUGCCUGUGAUGUUCAUGGCGACAACAAAGUACAGGCAUGGUUCCGUAGAUUGCACACUAACAUUCUCUCACCCAGCCUGGUACUGGGAAAACCUGCUGAAAAUCUGUGUUUUCAUCUUCGCCUUCAUCAUGCCUGUCCUCAUCAUUACGGUGUGCUACGGACUAAUGAUCUUACGCCUCAAGAGUGUCCGUAUGCUCUCUGGCUCCAAAGAAAAGGACAGGAAUCUUCGGAGAAUCACCAGGAUGGUGCUGGUGGUCGUAGCUGUGUUCAUCGUCUGCUGGACCCCCAUUCACAUUUACGUCAUCAUUAAAGCCUUGAUCACAAUCCCAGAAACUACUUUUCAGACUGUUUCCUGGCACUUCUGCAUUGCUCUAGGUUACACAAACAGCUGCCUGAACCCAGUCCUUUACGCAUUUCUGGACGAAAACUUCAAACGAUGCUUCAGAGAGUUCUGUAUCCCAACUUCCUCCACCAUUGAGCAGCAGAACUCCACUCGAAUUCGUCAGAACACUAGAGACCACCCCUCCACGGCCAACACAGUGGAUAGGACUAACCAUCAGGUACGUACAAGAUGUUCCCAGCAAAUCAGUGUCACCGCAAAGGAGGAAAGAAAGAACAAAAUGGGGAAGGAUGAUUUGCUGGAAGAUGGUGUGUCUGGCAGUAGUGUACCCUGGGCCUCUGCCCCACUGCCUGGGCCUCUUGUCACAUCUGAUCCUCCCAGUAUCCUCCACUCACCCUGCUCUCCCGGCAAUUCAGCCCCCAGCCGCCUGCUGGAGCGUUUCCCCUGA